Messenger RNA from Penicillium maclennaniae, 504 nucleotides. Its product is annotated as RNA recognition motif domain-containing protein. Gene Ontology annotation, molecular function: RNA binding. NCBI's taxonomy places the organism in Eukaryota, Fungi, Ascomycota, Eurotiomycetes, Eurotiales, Aspergillaceae. The coding region runs from base 1 to 504 and encodes 167 amino acids. The transcript is spliced from 6 exons. The record is from RefSeq and is a predicted model, not a curated record.
AUGGCUAAGCUCUUUGUUCACGGCCUUUCAUGGCACACCAAUGAUGAUACUCUUCGCGAUGGAUUUCAGCAGUUCGGAGAGAUUCAAGAAGCUAUCGUCGUCAAGGACCGCGCCACUCUGCGCAGCCGUGGAUUUGGCUUCGUACGUUUCGCUACGGAAGCUGAAGCAGAUGCCGCCAUGAGCGCCAUGAAUAAUCAGGAAUUCGACGGACGUACUAUUCGCGUUGACAAGGCCUUUGACCGUCCCUCUCGUCCCGAGGGUGGCUUCCAAGGCCGCGGCGGAUACAACACGCAGCCCGGUCAAGGUUAUCAGGGCGGUGGCGGUUUCGGCGGUGGUGGUGGUUACAACCGUGGAUAUGGCCAGCAGCAGCAGCCCUACAAUGGCAACGGGGGCUAUGGUGGUGGCUACGGAGGCGGUUAUGGCGGUGGUCAGAAUGCCGGAUACGGUGGCGGUGGUGGCUGGCGCAACAACAACCAGGCCCCAGCUCCCGAGCAGGGCAACUAA